Molecule: messenger RNA, 1591 nt
Organism: Dioscorea cayenensis subsp. rotundata (Guinea yam)
Lineage: Eukaryota; Viridiplantae; Streptophyta; Magnoliopsida; Dioscoreales; Dioscoreaceae
Source: RefSeq, a predicted model, not a curated record
CUCGCUAUGGCUUUCGCUUCUCCCCUCCUCAUCUCUGUGCCUCGUUCACAUGCCCCAGCGCUGAAUCGAAGGUGCAUUCGAGCUCCAAUCAUGGCGAAUUCUUCAGAGAAAUCCACAAGAUUGGUUACCUUCUUGGGCAAAGGAGGUUCUGGGAAGACCACCGCUGCAGUCCUCGCUGCCCAGCACUAUGCAAUGGAAGGAUUGAAUACAUGUUUGGUAGUGCAUUCUCAAGACAAAACUGCAGAAGAACUGAUGGGUUGUAAGAUUGGCAAUUCUCCAACUGAAUGCAAGAACAAUCUUUCCAUUGUUAGGUUGGAAACCAGUAAGAUGUUGCUUGAACCUCUGGAGAGGAUGAAGAAAAGUGAUGCUCGUCUAAAUUUGACACAAGGGGUACUUGAUGGGGUGGUCGGAGAAGAGCUUGGGGUUCUGCCAGGAAUGGAUUCCAUUUCGGCCUUGGUACUAGAAAAACUAGUUCAUUUUCUUCCAAGAGUUAACUACCGGUCACGCACAAAUUUUGAUAUUGUUGUGUAUGAUGGCAUUAGCUCUGAGGAAACAUUGCGAUUAAUUGGUGCCACUGAGAGAGCAAGGUGGUAUUUGAAGUAUAUACGUAGUUUGGCUGAGAAGACUGAUAUUGGAAGAUUGACUGCUCCUUCAUUGUUGAAACUAGCAUAUGAAUCUGCAAACCUGAAUGAUGGUGGUCCUAGUGAUGGGAAAACAAGCACAGAAAUAUGGAAUGAUAUUGAGCAGAUUCUAGAGAAAGCUUCAGUUUCUUUUGCUGACUCUUCAAAGUUUGGAUGUUACCUUGUGAUGAAUCCAAGUAGUGGAGCAUCCAUCAAAUCAGCAAUGAGAUAUUGGGGUUGUGCAAUUCAAGCAGGAACACAGAUAUCUGGCGCAUUUGGUGUUGGCUCACAAUCUUCUUUAUCCAUUAAGGAACUUUCCCAGCAAUUCUCCCCCUUAGCUUUUGCAUGUAUACCACAUCUUUCAACCGGUUCUUCUUUGGAUUGGGAUACAAUCAUCAAUUCUCUAAGCAAUGAUGCAAAACGUAUACUUCAUUCUGCAACUGAUAAUUCACAACCAUCAGUUAGAUUUGAUACAAGCCAGAAAUCGGUUACCCUUUUCAUGCCAGGCUUCGAGAAGGCGGAGAUCAAGUUAUAUCAAUAUAGAGGAGGAGCAGAGUUACUAGUGGAAGCAGGGGAUCAAAGACGAAUAAUUCGGUUACCUCAUGCUAUGCAAGGCAAAGUGGGAGGGGCCAAGUUCAUUAACAGCAGCCUUGUGGUCACUUUACGUUAGAACUUAGAGCCAUAUAACUUUGUUCAUCAUCAUUUGUCAAGACCAUUGGUUUAACUUCCUGACCUUUUUGAUCACCAUGACAAGUUAAUAAAACCAAAAUUGAUUUCCUUUUUCUCCUUUGUUGACAACAAUAGCUGUAAUUUUUCUUUUUUUCUGUUGAGCUGUCUUAAAUGUAUACUUUUGCGGCUAUGCACAUUUGUGAAGCUCUGUUUGCAGACAUUGAUACUUAUCGCUGGUGUCUAUGUAUAUUUGGAGCUUUACAGGGAUUUGUAUGCAAAAUUAAAACCAUAAAUUUUUUUAA